GACUUCACCUGUAAAAACGAAACCAAAAACUCACCCGUGUCUGUUUCUACCCCGGACAUUAUCAAGAGACUUAAAGAUAUUUUACAUCUCAUGGUCUGAAGAUUAUUAUGAGAUAUUUUGGAGAGAGCUGCUUCUAAAAUGAGUCUCUAUGAGGAGAGAGAGGAUGGAGCUGUUCACCAUCAGAGAGCAGCAUCUCCAGAAUCCAGCUGUGUGUUUAUGAAGAGUAACAACUCCAUGAUUAAACCCCCUGAUCUCAGUGAUGGAGCAGUGACCUCUGACCCUGUACAGAGAAACACAUUUGUACCUCCAGAAUCCAGCUGUGUGUCUAUGAAGAGUAACAACUCCAUUCAUGAACCCCCUAAUCUCAGUGAUGGAGUGAUCAGUGUGGAGAGAGCUGAUCUGAUCAGAUCUGGGACGUCCGAUCGGACAGAUGCAGUGGAUGAUGUCCUACAGAGACUCAAAGACACUCACAAAACCAUCAUGAAGAACAAGUAUGAGAGUUUAUUUGAGGGAAUCAAACUACAAGAGAAUCAAACCCUCCUGAACAGGAUUUACACACAGCUCUACAUCAUCGAGGGAGAGAGUGAAGGAGUGAAUGAAGAACAUGAGGUUUUACAGAUGGAGAAAAGUUACAGGACACUCCAAGACACUCCAAUCAACUGCAAUGACAUCUUUAAACCUUUAACUGAACCAGGAUGUGAGGAGAAGAGAAGAGAAAACAUCAAGACUGUUCUCACUAAAGGCAUCGCUGGAAUUGGAAAAACAGUCUCUGUGCAGAAGUUCAUUGUGGACUGGGCCGAGGGAAAAGCCAAUCAAGAUGUAGAUUUCAUGUUUGUGCUUCCAUUUCGAGAGCUGAACUUGAUUAAAGAUCACCAGUACAGUCUUCACAAACUUCUGCUGGACUUUCAUCCUGACCUUCAUGAUCUGGACUCAAAGAUUUAUGAUGAGUGUAAAGUUGUGUUCAUCUUUGACGGUCUGGAUGAAAGCAGAAUUCCUCUGAAGUUUUCAGACAGUGAGAAAGUUUCUGAUGUGACUGAGACUUCAUCAGUGGGUGUGUUGAUGUCAAACCUCAUCAAAGGAGAUCUGCUUCCCGCUCUCAUCUGGAUCACCUCCAGACCAGCAGCAGCCAAUCAGAUCCCCUCAGAAUACAUCAACCGUGUGACCGAAAUCCAGGGAUUCAAUGACCCUCAGAAGGAGGAAUAUUUCAGGAAGAGAAUCAGUGAUGAGCAUCAAGCCAGCAGAAUCAUCUCACACAUUAGAAGAGCAAGAAGCCUCCACAUCAUGUGCCACAUACCAGUCUUCUGUUGGAUCUCAUCCACUGUGCUUCAAAACAUCCUGAAACAAGAUGACAGUGCAGAAAUCCCUCAAACUCUGACUGAAAUGUACAUCCACUUCCUGCUCAUUCAGAUCAAAAUGAGGAAUGAGAAGUAUGAAGAGAGAGAUCCAGAGAAAGUGAUUGUGAAACUUGCUGAACUGGCUUUCAAACAGCUGAUGAAGGGCAAUGUCAUGUUCUAUGAGGAGGACCUGAUUGAGAGCGGCAUAGACGUCACUGACGCCUCAGUGUAUUCUGGGAUCUGCACUGAAAUCUUUAAGGAGGAAUCUGUGAUUCAUCAGAGGAAAGUCUACAGCUUCAUUCAUCUGAGCUUUCAGGAGUUUUUUGCAGCACUUUAUGUGUUUUUCUGUUAUUUACACAAGAACUGUGAGGUUCUGAAAAUGUUUCUAAGAGGAAUGUCCACAGCUUGGUGUGAGAAGGUUCCUCUGGAUGUGUUUAUGAUGGAAGUUGUGAAUGAAGCCCUGAAGAGUAAAACUGGACAUCUGGAUCUUUUCCUUCGAUUCCUUCAUGGCAUCUCACUGGAGUCCAAUCAGAGACUCUUACAGGAUCUACUGAAACACACAGAGAACAAGCCAGAGAUCAUGAAGAAAAUAAUCCAAAACCUCAAACAAAAUCAAAAACAAAACGUCAGUCCUGAAAGAUGGAUGAAUCUCUCACACUGCUUGAUUGAAAUGAAAGAUAAUUCUGUUGUUGAAGAAAUGCAGGUCUUUUUAAAAUCUGAAUCAAAGAAAAGUCUUUCUCUUGCACAAUGUUCAACUUUGGCCAACAUGAUCCUGAUGUCAGAGGAGGUGCUGGAUGAGUUAGACCUCAACAAAUACGAAAUAAAAACAAGAGCUUGUCAACAGAGACUCGUACCAGCUGUGAGGAACUGCAGAAAAGCUCUUAUGUCCGGCUGUAAUCUGACGGUUCAGCACUGUGAAAUUGUGUCAUCAGCUCUACAAUCAUCAAACUCUCCUCUGAGAGAGCUGGAUCUGAGUAACAAUGACCUGCAGGAUUCAGGAGUGAAGCUGAUCUCUGAUGCACUGAAGAGUACAAACUGUAAACUAGAGAUAUUGAGAUUGUGCGGCUGUAAUCUCACUGAUCAAUGUUGUGAAAGUCUGGCGUCAGCUCUACAAUCAUCAAACUCUCCUCUGAGAGAGCUGGACCUGAGUAACAAUGACCUGCAGGAUUCAGGAGUGAAGCUGAUCUCUGAUGCACUGAAGAGUACAAACUGUCAUCUGGAUAUACUGAGAUUAUCUGGCUGUAUGGUGACAGAGGUCGGCUGUUGUUAUGUUGCUUCAGCUCUGAUUUCAAACCCUUCACACCUGAAAGAACUGGAUCUGAGCUACAAUCACCCAGGAGAAUCAGGCUUCAAACUGCUAACUGAGAGACUCAAUAAUCCACACUGCACACUGGACAAACUCAAUGUGAAUCACGGAGCAGAGAUCAGAAUUACACCUGGACUACAAAAAUAUUUCUGUGAUCUCACACUGGAUCCAAAUACAGCACACACUAAACUCUAUCUGUCUGAGGAGAACAGGAAGGUGACACAUGUGAAAGAGAGUCAGUCAUAUCCGGAUCAUCCAGAGAGAUUUGAUCAUCAUCAGGUUCUGUGUAGAGAGAGUCUGACUGGACGCUGUUACUGGGAGACUGAAUGGAGCGGUGACAGUGCUGAGAUAUCAGUGACAUAUAAAGGAAUCAAGAGGAAAGGAAAGAGUGAUGACAGUCAGUUUGGACGUAAUAAAAUCUCCUGGAGUCUGUUCUACUCUAAUUACAGAUUCACUGUAAUACACAAUAAAAACAAUAUCAUCAGAACUGACAUACGAGUCCCUUCAGUCGGCUCUAAGAGAGUAGGAGUGUAUCUGGACUGGACGUCCGGCACUGUGUCCUUCUACAGCGUCUCUGACACACACACACUCACACCCUUACACACAUUACACACCACAUUCACUGAACCGCUCUAUGCUGGAUUUAGAGUUUGGUAUGAUUCCCCAGUGUCUCUGUGUCACAAUAAACAACCGUCUGUGUGAGAAACAACAGAGAAGUCGCGCACACACACAUAAACGCACACACACGCACUCUCUCUCACACACACACCCACAGUAACUCACACACACACACACACAUUCACACAUAAACACACACACACAUCUGACUUAUAGAAAUAUGAUGACGUUAACUCACUGUGAGAAAUAUAAAUUGUACAUGCUGUCUUUAGUUUGACAUCUAACUCUGAAUGUAUGUGUGCGAAUCACAGUAUCACACCACACGCACGAAGAGUCCAUGACCUUCAUAGAUGUUGUUAGUUUCUCUUGUCUUAUCCUCUUUCAGAAUGUUUUGCGCUCCAACCAGCACAUACAUACUCUUUUCCUUGAGCUAAAUAUCUCAGUCGGACAUAACAAAUAUCUAGGACUGCUUGACCUCAUAUAUUUACCAUUCCCGUGCUAUUCCGGUCAACAUUUACAACAUUUAAGUCUUGCUAUCACUAUUCUAUUGGCUGUUGGUUGUUCUUUGUAAUAUGAAAGGUAUAAAUAUUAUGCUUGCUGUAAUAAA
This is a messenger RNA of Xyrauchen texanus (razorback sucker), 3865 nucleotides long. Its product is annotated as NACHT, LRR and PYD domains-containing protein 3-like. Gene Ontology annotation, molecular function: protein binding. NCBI's taxonomy places the organism in Eukaryota, Metazoa, Chordata, Actinopteri, Cypriniformes, Catostomidae. The record is from RefSeq and is a predicted model, not a curated record.